Erigeron canadensis is the source of this 1392-nucleotide messenger RNA. RefSeq lists its product as uncharacterized. The transcript has a single exon. Gene Ontology annotation, biological process: regulation of DNA-templated transcription; chloroplast organization. Lineage: Eukaryota; Viridiplantae; Streptophyta; Magnoliopsida; Asterales; Asteraceae. Gene Ontology annotation, molecular function: double-stranded DNA binding. The record is from RefSeq and is a predicted model, not a curated record. The coding region runs from base 52 to 1185 and encodes 377 amino acids. Gene Ontology annotation, cellular component: chloroplast.
CACCAUCAUUUAUCGCCAAAAGGAAAAAAAAAAAAAAAACAAAAUAAAAAAAUGCUGCAUCUUCGUAACUGUAUCCAGCGAGAGCUAUAUUUAAUCCGUCAUUUGAAACCCCAAAUUCUAUACACAACAUCGACAAAAUCUGUAUCUAUAGAUGAGCCAUUAUCUGAAACAAGAACCCAAUUCGUUGACUAUUUGACCAACAAUCUUGGCUUCACUAAAGAAUCUGCAAUUUCAUCAGCAUCAAAGGUACGCCGUCUAAAUUCCACAAAUAAUUGUGAUUCUGUUGUUGGGAUCUUAAAAAAAUGCAAUUUUGAUAAUGCCCAGAUCAAAGAUAUUGUUUCUUGUGUGCCUAAAGUGUUGUUAUAUAGAGCAGAUAAAACCCUAGAACCCAAGAUUAGGGUUUUUCUUGACCUCGGGAUAUCCGGGUCUGAUUUUAUUAGUCUUUUGAAGCGAAACCCGAGUUUAUUUGAGUUGGGUUUGCAUUCUAAGAUCAUACCCACUAUUGAUUACUUAAGGGUAGUGUUGGAAAGUGAUGACAAAGUUGUGGAGACUAUUAAUAGAUCAAGAUGGUUGUUUUCAACGUCUAUUGCGUUAAACUCGUUUAUGGCGAAUGUUGAUUUGUUACGAAGUUAUGGGUUUUCGAAUGAGCAGAUUGGGAAAUUUGUUCAUAGGAAUGCUAUGCAUUUUACGCAGCCUUCUAAAUGGCUUACGAGUAAGUUGAAUUGGAUUGAGGGGAAAGUAGGCGUGUCGCGUGGCUCUAAUGAGUUUUUUAGGUGUUUUCAUGCAAUUACUUCGAGUAGUGUUGUAGCUAUGGAUAAGAAGAUGGAUGUUUAUAAGAGAUUUGGGUUUUCUGAUACGGAAUUGUCGUUGUUGUUUAAGAACCAGCCUUAUUGUUUUGCGUUGUCUGAAGAUACGAUUCGUGAGAAGCUGAGUUUCUAUAUGAAUGAGCUUGGGUAUACAACGUCUUACUUGGUAACUUGCCCGAGUCUUUUUUCAUUGAGCUUGAAGAAACGAGUGAAACCCAGGAAUGAGAUAAUUAAGAUUUUGAAAGAGAGGAUGUUGUUAGGGAGUAAGUCUCUUAUCACACUCGUUACAUAUCCAGAGUUGAAAUUUCAAGAGUUUCUACGGAGUUUUAAAGACGAGAUUCCUGACUUGUGUGAAACUUAUGCCAGUAGCUUGAGGUAAAUUCAGACCCCGUUGUUAUGUUUUUCAAUUCACUGUUAGCAUUAUUGGGGAAUUGAACCUUUUGACAAUAGAAACUUCAAUUAGUUGACUUGCUUAUUUUGCAUGAUUACGUUAUCCUGCUUCUAAUAAUUAUCAAAAUGUUGCAUUUUUUGUACUGGUGGAAUUUUUGUUAGUUAUGAUGAAUCUUGUUUUUUACUUUUUUCAUAA